Messenger RNA from Exophiala bonariae, 939 nucleotides. RefSeq lists its product as uncharacterized. The coding region runs from base 1 to 939 and encodes 312 amino acids. The transcript has 7 exons. The record is from RefSeq and is a predicted model, not a curated record. Gene Ontology annotation, cellular component: cytoplasm; nucleus. Lineage: Eukaryota; Fungi; Ascomycota; Eurotiomycetes; Chaetothyriales; Herpotrichiellaceae. Gene Ontology annotation, molecular function: mRNA binding.
AUGGCUGACGUCUCCUCUACUCGUCUCUAUCUGGGCAAUCUCCCUCGCAACAUCACAAAGCAAGAUAUCGAGGACCAUUUCAGCACUCAUGGAGCUGGUACCAUCAAGGAAGUUAAACUCAUGAAUGGCUUCGGUUUCAUCGAGUACGAGGAUUCUAUGGACGCUCGCGACGUGGUUCCAGCUUUCCAUGGGACUGAGUUCAAGGGCGAACGAUUGACUGUUCAAUUCGCCCGAGGCCCACGUCGCAAGGACGAUUUUUCUGGUCCCGCCGAUCGAAAUGCCCCUCGACCACGUCGUACCAUCUAUCGCAUGCAAAUCACUGGUCUGCAACCUGAAACAAGCUGGCAGGAUUUGAAAGAUUUUGCUCGAAACUCUGGCCAAUUGGACGUCGUCUAUUCGGAGACAGGUCGUGAACGUGACGGCAAAGGCUUUGUGGAAUUCGAGACUAGUGCCGACCUCAAGACUGCUGUGGAGAAGCUGGAUGGACAAAGCUUUAAGAAUGCUACUGUCCACUGUACUGCAGAUAUCCAAGAAGAACGACCCGAUGUUAGAAGCUACCGCCAACGCAGCCCACCUCGUGGUCGCUAUGGCCCUCCAGAAGACUGGGACCGUCGUCCACCAGCACCAAGAGGUUACAGUCCCCGAGGUUAUCGUGAACGCUCACCUGGUCGUCGUCCACCACCUGAUGACUACUACGAUCGAGGCUAUGGACGACGCAGCCCUCCUCGCGGAUACGACAGACCACCACCUCCCAGCAGAUACGAUGACCCAUAUGACAAUCGCGGACCUCCCCCACCAGCACGAGGAUAUGGCGACCCAUAUGCGCGUAACGGAGAUCCAUAUGCUCGUCCUCGAAGCCCUCCUCGCUAUGGUCCCUAUCCAUCUGGAGGUGGUGGUGGCGGUUAUCCUCCUCCAUAUGAAGAACGUCCACGUUACUAG